Phytophthora sojae is the source of this 1236-nucleotide messenger RNA. RefSeq lists its product as hypothetical. The record is from RefSeq and is a predicted model, not a curated record. Lineage: Eukaryota; Oomycota; Peronosporomycetes; Peronosporales; Peronosporaceae. Bases 1 to 1236 code for a protein of 411 amino acids. The transcript has 3 exons.
AUGUCGGCUUCGCGAGCGAGACACCACCUGACCAUCGCCGACAAGAACCGGCUGCGGCGCCACCACCGCGAGCACCCGGAGCUGACGCAGGAGCAGCUGCGCGAGUGGGCGUAUGCGGCGUUCGGGCAGUGGGUGGCGCGCUCCACCGUGGGCCACAUCGUGCGCGCGCCCGAGGAGGUGUGCGCCAACCCGGAGGCCACGCGCUUCCAGAGCGGCCGCUACCCGGACAUGGAGCAGGAGCUGUACGCGCUGAUCGCGGCGCGCGGCGCGCAGCUGGGCGUGGACAUCAAGCGGCUGGACGCGCCCGUGCUGAGCGACUCGGAGCUCUGGGCCAAGGCCAACGAGAUCCUCAAGCGCACGCGCGGCAGCCACGAGGGCGUGUCGGUGGCCUGGGUGCACCGCUUCAAGAAGAGGCACGGGCUGCACCGCUCGCAGUUGAAGAGGGCGGCCGGCAGUGCCGUGGCAGAGCAGACGCUGGAGGCGGUGCACCCGUCGGCAGGAGACAAGCGGACUACUGCUACCACAGCUACUGCUGCUGCUGCUGCCACUGCUGCCUCUGCAGAGUCCGUUGCCGCCGCUGCUGCCGGUAACCGGUCACACUUUGUGUCGUCGGAGGAUAUCCUGCUGCUGACGCGGGUGCUGGCCGUCAAGCCGUGGACGUUCCCGUACGCGAUGGACGGGUGGCAGCAGGUGGUGGAGAAGCUGCGCGGGGACGGCAACUUCCGGCUGGAGAAGACGGCGGGCGCGUGCCAGGCCAGAGUGAACCUGCUGCUGGGCCACAUGAAGGCGGGCAACACGGCGGCGCUGCGCAAGUCGGGCACGGAGGACGAGUUCGACCGCAAGUGCGCGUUGCUCAGCGAGGUGUCGUCUCAGAUGGAGUCGCAUGGAGGAGGAGGGGUGCAAACAGCUGAGAACGCUUCGUCGGUCUCAGCGGUGGCAGCAGCACCCGUGGCGGUACAGGACGCGGUCAGCAGUGUCGAGAUCCCCAACCUGGCUCAGGAGCGCGAGCGAAUGGCUCAACGCCGGCUGGAGCUGAUGGAGCGCAAGUUAGAGCGGGAACUGGCCGCCCAGAAGCGCCACUCGGAGGAGCAGGUUAGUCGACUGGAGAAACUUCAUCACGAACAGCAAAAGAUCCAGCAGGAGCAGCACGCGCAGCUUCUUGCUACGAUCCAGCAGCAGCAGGCGAUGAUUUUCGAGCUGAUCAAGUCGUUAGCUCCAGCGUCCAAUACCGUCUGA